UGAAAAUGAUCUGCAAAUGAUCAGAAUCUCACCAGCCUACAUAUCUAGUGUUAUGACCAAAAUGGAGAGCCAAGGCCGGAGGGAACAUUCUCACGCCUUGCAGACUGCUGUUUGGGAUAAUGGUUUUCUAAAUGCCAGGCAGUAAUUGUCCCGGUCUGAUAAAGAACCAUCACUGUUGUGUUUGACACUAUGGAGCUGUAAUGCUACAGUAAUGUGUUUUCUCUGCUUACUGUUGUUGGUGGGUGACUUAGACGACAGCUGCAAAUAAAAAGCUUAUGGAGGCAUGAACAUUUUGGAGACUUUCCCAUUUUUCAUCACUGUUUUUACAGCUUAAAGGAAUAGUUCUCCCAACAAAUGACUGUUCUGCCAUUAUUUACACACUCUCACCUCAUUCCAAACCUGUAUGACUUUCUUUAUUCUGUGAGACAAAGGAGUUAGUCAUAGAUGAAUGACCAAGAAAUGAAUUUUCCCUACAAUGAAUGGCAAUCUUUGCUAUCAGGCUAAAUUCUCAAGGCAAGAUUUUUAGUGAAUAAGAUCUAAAUUUUCUUCAGGGUACUAUUUUGGGAUUGACUCCUCUUGGGAUGUCCCCAUCCACUUUUUUUGUAUGAAUGAGAGCAGCUUCAACAUUCUGCUAAACGUUCCCUUGCAUGAAUGAAAGAAUACUGGUUCAGAAAAACAUUAAGAAAAGACUCUUGGAACAAGCCGGGGAGCUUCUUGAGACAUGGUUCACCCUUUAGGUAAGCUGUUCGGUAACUGUUUAGGUUCUGCUGUCAGUGCUGUCCACAGCCGUUUGCCCUUACAGCAAGGUUUUACAAAACCAGAAGCUGCUGUUUCACAUUGACAUUGCUUCAGAAAAUAAUGAGCCGCUAUAGGAGAUCCGGUCCGAGGCUGCACAGACAUUGUGAGACCUGUUUCAGUCGCCGCUGCAAAGCCUCCAUUGAAGUGUCUGUGUCAUGCAUGGUCAUCAACUGCCGCUUGCUUUGUGGGGCCUCCUUCCACAUGUGUAAAGAGGAUGAACACUCUCUGCUGUGUCCUAAUGAGAAGGUGCCUUGUCUCAAUGCUUACUAUGGCUGCCCUUUCACCUUGUGUCGCUCUCGGUUGGCCAAACAUCUUGAGGUGUGUCCCGCCAGCGUCGUCUGCUGCUCGAUGGAGUGGAAUCGUUGGCCUCUUGAGAACCCAGAUGCCCCCUUGUAUACAAACCUACUGAAAGAGCUCCAUGAGCAAGAAUCACUGGACCUUUCCAUGGCACUGAGAGACCAGAAACAUCUAUGUGCCCGGUUGAAAAUGAGGAAAUGCUUUCCUGAGUUAAUGGAGGAACUAGAAGAGGAGCCUGCUGCAGUGGAGGAGUACGACGAUGAGGAUGAAGCCGUAGGAAAAGAGACUAUGUGUAAUGGGAUGCACAUCAAUGGACAUGAAGGUCCAGGAGGAGGCUUGGUGAAUGGACCAUCUAAAGCUUGUGAGAAAGCUCUGAAAGAAGAUGUGGUCCUCAAUGGCCCUGUUGAUAAAGACAAGUACAAUCUUUUCGAAAAGAUGUUUAGCAUGGAAAUGGGUGGUUGCAAGCAGGCAGAGGCGGAGGCAUUGAAAAAAGAAGAACAGAAUGGAAAAAAGACAUCUAAAGGUUCUUCAAAGCCACAAGGAGCUUCUGUAGAGCCCGAGAAAAAGGAAGCAAACGUAUCCCAUGUGGAUAUCACCAAAACUGGACUGGCACCUUGGCAGGAUGGUGUCCUGGAGCGACUCGGACAGGAAGUGAAACCCAGAGAAUUCAACAUGUACAUAGUGCAUCAUGGGCGCAUGUUGAUCUCAUUUGGUCAGAUGGAUGCUUGCACGCCCCGUGAGAGAGAUUUUGUUUAUGGGAACUUGGAGCCAAUACCAGUCCAGACUCUACGGACCUUCAAGGUUCCCAGUAGUUACAAACAAAAACGCAUUCAACUCAGAGAAUUCAAUACAAGAGUAAUGACCGAGCACAAGAGUGUUGGCACAUCUGACCUGGAUCUGCCUGAGAAAGAUGGUGGGGCGAUGGAUGAGAUGUUUUCAACCCUACUUUUUUAUGCGGAGGUUGAGAUAAGGGGCCACAAAAUAAGUGAAACGGUGGCAACAGAUGGACUUUAUGUCGACAUCGCAACACAGACGUAUAAUUUUGCCACAGCUCCCUUCAAAUCCAACACAACUCUGGCUGAAAUCACAGCAGGCCGGGAUCUGAAACUUCACCUUGACCUCGAUACAGAAGCAGUUACCCUCAGACACAACAAAUCAACCUCAGCUUUCACAUUCAUGUGUGGCCAUGUCUUCCGGCGUGAUGAGUUUGCCUCACACUUUAAGAAUGUGCACCUGGAUAUCCAGUCCUCUCUGAGUGGCUGGUUUGAGCAGAGAUGUCCUCUGGCCUACCUUGGUUGCACCUUCAGUCAGAGAAGAUUACAGCCCUCCACACACAGGGCCAAAGUCUCCUAUAACCAAGACCUCAGUAUUUUCACCCUCACACCUGAGGUUCCUGCCUCUCUUAUGAGCGAUUCACAGAAGGCACAUAUCAAACAUAAAGAUUCUCUCAGUGACCUUCCCUUCGAGGUGCUUUGCCACAUAGCUGGUUACCUGGAUAGUUUCACCCUGUCCCAGCUAGCCUUGGUCUCCCGAUUGUUUAGGGAAAUAUGUGCCACACUUCUGCAGGAAAGAGGCAUGGUGGGCUUUAAGUGGCACAAGAAGUCAUACUCUCAUGGAGGUACUCGCUGGAAACCUACCAAAGUCUGGGAGUUCAGUACUCUUUUUAGUAAAGUUGGUAACUGGUGCAUCGGCGACACACCAUCAAUGGCUGAACACCUGAAACACUGUCCAUUCUACCAAACUGAAGUGAAAACUGAGCCUUUUGCCCUGGCCAGUAUGUUUGACAACAAAGGAAAGGAGAGACACAGUUUGGUUUCUUUGUUGAUGAGACGCAAAUGAUACUGUAACUGGUACUUUUAUUUUACAUUUUUGGUAUUUACAGCGAGUCAAAUAUCCACUAGUGAAAAUGAUUCUAUUUAUAUUAUGCUAAUAUUUACUACUAAUAUUCUACUAAUAUAUGUUUCUUUACAAAUGAUAACAACCGGAGUUAAAGCAUUUGAGUGAUUUGAGUGUUUGUUAGAUUUUUGCUUUAUUGACAGUAGUCAUUUCCACUUUAUCCCUAUCACAAAGUUGCUCAUUUGACUGGAAUGCAAGUUCUUAUUUAUUUAUUUAUUUUAUUUCUAGGUUUAAAUUAAUUCUGACUCUCAGAUGUUCAGAUAUUAAAGGUACUUCUUGUGUGUUUGAUUUCUAACUUAAUGUUGCCUUUUAUUCUCUCUCUGUGAAACUAAACAAUAAAACUUUAAAUUUAACUUACAGUAAAGC
Messenger RNA from Carassius auratus (goldfish), 3357 nucleotides. RefSeq names its product F-box protein 40, tandem duplicate 2 (gene fbxo40.2). Bases 859 to 2934 code for a protein of 691 amino acids. NCBI's taxonomy places the organism in Eukaryota, Metazoa, Chordata, Actinopteri, Cypriniformes, Cyprinidae. Gene Ontology annotation, molecular function: protein binding; ubiquitin protein ligase activity; zinc ion binding. Gene Ontology annotation, cellular component: cytoplasm. The record is from RefSeq and is a predicted model, not a curated record. The transcript has 5 exons.